GAUCUAUAACGGACUUUAUAAUAAUACCAUCAUCUCCACACUCUUAAUAGGCAGCUUAUUAGCGCGCCCACCUAUAAGAACUCGCGAGCUCUUCCGAAAGCGGCAAUUCUCUUAAUCCUGACUCAGCUCUUCGAAGCCAACUUUGGCAUCAACUCUUAUUUUACAAAAGAUUCAUCGGACGUGCGUUGGUAUGUGGCUAGCCAAUCAGAGGCCAUAUGUAUUUGCGGCAUGAGUUUUACGCAUGAUUCCCCCCUCCUUUCCUCUUUCCCCCGUACGCCCUUGCGCGGACGGGCAACGCAGCUAGUAUAAGGAUACCUACCUACUUAGGAGGAACAUAACUUAUAUUAUCCAAUUUCUAAAUAGUAUAAGAAAAGCUGCUUAUUACCUAUACUCCGAGGGUGAGUAUCAAAUAGGUUACUUGAGGUGCCCAGGAAGUGGAAAAUGGCUCUCCAAUUCGUCACCCUCGACGUCUUCACGUCCCAACGGCUUCAAGGCAACCCCCUCGCCGUAGUCACCGUCCCGGCGGCGCUCAAAGAAAGCCUUACACAAGCCACCAAGCAGAAUAUCGCGCGGGAGUUCAAUCUCUCGGAGACGGUAUUCCUGCACGAAGCAGCAGAGUCGGACACCGGGAGCGAAGAGCGCCAUAUAGAUAUCUUCACUAUCGGGCGCGAGAUCCCGUUUGCCGGCCACCCGACCAUCGGCACCGCGGUGCUGGUGAAAUAUCACCUGCACCCGCACGUGCAGAUUCUCAUCACGAAAGCCGGUCCUAUUGGCAUUGUUCCGCAGCCGGCGAACCAUAUCCGCGCUAAGAUCCCGCACGACGUGCACCUGCACUCGCGGACGCUCGCGGACGUCGUCGGCGCCGCAGCAGCAGGGCUCUCGCCCGACCCGCAGAUCCGGGAGGCGGAGCUGCGGGCCCCGGUAUUCAGCAUCGUCAAGGGCAUGACGUUUGUGCUGGUGAAACUGCCGUCGCUGGAACUGCUCUCGCGCGUUGGCGCGGGGAACAGGCUUGAUUUCGAUGGCUUGCCUAAACCGUUGUUGGACGAGGGGCCCUGGGGGGAUAGUUUCGUCAGUCGGUAUUAUUACGUGGAUGUGGGCGAGGAGGAGGGGGAGGAGGAAGGCGUCAGGGCUAUCCGCGCGCGGAUGGUGGAGUUGGGGUUCGAGGACCCGGCUACGGGGAGCGCGGCGGCGGCGCUUGCGGCGUAUCUUACGCUAAGAGAAGAGAAGACGGGGAGGAAGUUUAGGGUUACGCAGGGGGUGGAGAUAGGGCGGAAGAGCGAUAUUAGUGUUGAGACUACGACGAAGGGGGGUGCUGAGGGGGAGGUUGGGUUGGUGGAUUUAUGGCUGGGUGGGACGGCGGUUGUGGUGAUGAAGGGGACUUUGACGCUUGAUGGGUUUGCCUGAGUGAUGCGUUAGUGAUACUUAGGUAGUUGUUAUACUAUAGACUUUGGAUAGUCUAUUAAUAGGCGAUAGUUAUAGCUUACUUUAAGUUCAAGUCUACUAAGACACAAAUGAUAGUUAUAUUAAGAUUAUCUAUGGUUAUAGAAGAGGUAACUAAUA
This is a messenger RNA of Daldinia vernicosa, 1560 nucleotides long. Its product is annotated as Diaminopimelate epimerase-like protein. Gene Ontology annotation, cellular component: cytoplasm. NCBI's taxonomy places the organism in Eukaryota, Fungi, Ascomycota, Sordariomycetes, Xylariales, Hypoxylaceae. Gene Ontology annotation, biological process: biosynthetic process. Gene Ontology annotation, molecular function: isomerase activity. The coding region runs from base 442 to 1404 and encodes 320 amino acids. The record is from RefSeq and is a predicted model, not a curated record. The transcript has a single exon.